GGAUGGAGCAGAAAGUUGAAGAGUUGAAGGAAGAAGUGAAGAAAAAACUACGUAGUAUUACUGACUUGCAUGAAAGUAUGAAUUUGAUAGAUGCAAUCCAACACCUUGGAAUCGAUUAUCACUUCACAAAGGAGAUCGAUGAGGCACUGGAUCACCUCAACAAUGCCGAGUUAAAAAGCUUCGAUCUUCACGAAGUUGCUCUCCGAUUUCGAUUGCUUAGACAACAUGGGUUUCGUGUCACUGCUGAUGAGUUUAACAAGUUCAAAGAUGACAAGGGGAAUUUUGCCGAAACCUUAAGUAAUGAUCCAAAGGGCUUGUUGAGUCUCUAUAAUGCAGCUUAUCUCGGAACUCAUGGCGAGACGAUACUCGAAGAAGCGAUUUCAUUUUCAAGAAUUCACUUGGAAUCUAUAGCAAAUGACUUGAAACCUCCACUAGCAAACGAAGUAUCGCGCGCUCUUGUGACACCAUUGCCAAGGAGAUUGAAGAGACUUGAGGCAAGGUAUUACAUUUCCGACUACGAGAUGGAGGAUAAACGGGAUGAUACCAUAUUUGAGCUUGCAAAAUUAGACUUCAAUUUGUUGCAGUCCCUUCAUCGUGAGGAGCUCAAGAGUAUCUCAUUGUGGUGGAAGGAUUUAGAACUCGAAGAUAAAUUAUGUUAUGUACGGGACAGAAUCGUCGAACUCUACUUUUGGAUUUUAGGAGUAUAUUUUGAGCCUCAUUAUUCUUGUGCACGCAUGAUAACCAUGAAGGUGAUAGCACUCAUAUGCAUUUUAGAUGAUACUUAUGAUGUCUACGCCACUUUGGAGGAGUGUCGAGCGCUAACUGAUGCAAUACAAAGGUGGGACACAAAGUCGGUUGAUCAGCUGCCUACAUAUUUGAAGUAUUUUUUUCUCAAAUUAAUCGACACCUUCAAAGAAUUCGAGGAUAAGCUUGAAUCGGAAGAUAAGUACCGCGUUUCUUAUCUUAGGGAAAUGUAUAUAAAAGUGGCUAGUGCUUAUCUGAAGGAGACCGAAUGGUAUGCGCAUGAUUAUGUGCCAACAACUUUCGAAGAACAUUUGCAAACCUCACUGGUUUCCGUAGGUAUUCCCAUGCUAGUAUGUGCCUCCUUCGUCGGCAUGGAUAAAGUCGCAACAAGGGCGGCAUUUGAGUGGGUUAUUAGUAUACCUGAACCAGUUAAAGCUUCAGCCCUUAUCAGUCGACUUAUGGACGAUAUCACUUCAUCUGAGCACGAAAAGAAGAGAGGACACUGUGCCUCUACUUUGGAUAGCUACAUGAAAGAACACAGCACAACUAAGGAAGUAGCCAUUGCAAAAUUUCACUUCAUAAUAGAGGAUGCCUGGAAAACAAUGAACGAAGCGUUACUGAAGCCAACUAAUGUUCCGAUACCUCUGAUCGAACGAGUUGCUAAUUUCACUCGAAUGGACGAAAUGAUAUACAAGUACACGGACGGAUUCACAAACGCUACUUAUCUGAAAAAGUACAUCUUGUUGUUGUUCGUGCAGCCAUUUGAUGUUUGAGUGUUUGAAGUCUACUUCUUCGGUCCAUCCAUCUGAUCAGCAAAAAGCAGGCAACUAAUAAUCUUUGCAUGCAAGUUUAUAUUAUUAUUAUUAAUAAAAUGGCUAGGU
This is a messenger RNA of Ananas comosus (pineapple), 1625 nucleotides long. Its product is annotated as alpha-humulene synthase-like. The record is from RefSeq and is a predicted model, not a curated record. Gene Ontology annotation, molecular function: terpene synthase activity; magnesium ion binding. The coding region runs from base 3 to 1517 and encodes 504 amino acids. Gene Ontology annotation, biological process: diterpenoid biosynthetic process. NCBI's taxonomy places the organism in Eukaryota, Viridiplantae, Streptophyta, Magnoliopsida, Poales, Bromeliaceae. The transcript has 6 exons.